AUGACCAUCACACUGGAUACUUCGACUGGAUACGUGCAUAAUCUCACUCCCAGCCAAGAGGCGAAGCUGCGUGAGCUGUGGAUUCUUCUUUUCUCCUCAGCAGCCUCUGUUCUUUCGGCAGUCUACGAAGUUCCCCUUCCAGAGGGAUCACCGAACAAGCUCUUCGAGAUCCUGGACAGAGUCAACGAGCCCACAGUCGAGGCAAUCAUCAAUGCCUUGAAAGAAGAAGACAGCAAUGGAAAGCCAUCAGACAGUAACGGCACAGCUAGCCAAGCCAACAGAGAGGAAAACGGGCUUCAAAACGGAGCAAGCAAAGAGCAGGAAUCCCUCGACAAGGUGGAAGCCCUCAUGAACAAAGACGCCCAAAAGAACAUCAUGUCAGAAAUAGCCACCAAAAAAGUCACUCCACAGCACUUUGCAUCUCUCUUCGCCCAACUCCGAAAAAUGGGCGUCCAAGAAUCAGAGAUCAAAUCCAUGGAGAAGAUUCUAUCCAAGAUGACCCCCGAAGAAAUGUGUUUCUCCAUCCUGAAGAUGAUCAAGCAGGAGCACCCUGACAGUUUACUGCUCCGAUUUCUACGCGCCAGAAAAUGGGACGUUGGCAAGGGUUUCACAAUGAUGGUUACGAAUAUUCUCUGGAGAAGAGAGAUGGAAGUCGACGAUGAUAUUCUUCCCAAAGGAGAACUAUAUGCUCUUGAGCAAUCUCGGGAUGAGAAACUUACUGCGAAGCAGAAGAAAGAAGGGCGGGACUUUAUUGAACAGCUCAAGACUGGGAAGAGUUUUCUGCAUGGAUUUGAUAGACAGGGACGACCGGUGAAUUAUGUGCGAGUGAAGAUUCACAAACCGGGGGCUCAGAGUGAGGAAGUUCUGGAGAGGUAUAUUGUGCAUGUUAUUGAGACGACGAGGCUUAUCGUGGUUCCUCCGAUUGAAACUGGCACUAUUGUGUUUGAUAUGACAGGGUUUUCUUUGUCGAACAUGGAAUACCAGCCCGUCAAAUUCAUCAUCAAAUGCUUUGAAGCCAACUACCCCGAAUCACUGGGCCAACUUCUAAUCCACAACGCACCCUGGAUUUUCUCCGGAAUCUGGAGACUCAUCCACGGCUGGAUGGACCCCGUAGUCGCCUCAAAAGUCCACUUCACCCGUUCAGUAAACGAUCUAGACAAAUACAUCUCCCGCGACCAAAUCCCCCGCGAACUAGCCGGCGACGAAGACUGGCAGUACGAAUACAUCCAGCCAGAAGACAAAGAAAACGAGAUCAUGCAAGAUACGGCAAAACGCGACUCACUCAUGUACGAGCGUAUGAUGAUUGGUCUGCGCAUGUUCGCUGCUACCGCUGCGUGGAUCUCUGCUACUGAUUAUUCAAAGGGCGAGGAGGAUAAAGGGAAGGUGGAGGAGUUGAAGGCACGUCGGAAUGGUAUUAUUGAGGAGUUUAGGAGGAAUUAUUGGAAGUUGGAUCCUUAUAUCCGGGCUAGGGCUUUGAUUGAUCGGGCGGGGGUUUUGAAGGGGGAUGGGACUGUUGUUGUGGGCGGGGGGUCUAAUGGUGAUGUUGAGUCUGGGUGA
This is a messenger RNA of Penicillium subrubescens, 1557 nucleotides long. Its product is annotated as CRAL-TRIO domain-containing protein. The record is from RefSeq and is a predicted model, not a curated record. The transcript is spliced from 4 exons. The coding region runs from base 1 to 1557 and encodes 518 amino acids. Lineage: Eukaryota; Fungi; Ascomycota; Eurotiomycetes; Eurotiales; Aspergillaceae.